AUGGCAAUGUCAAAUUCAUCGAGUGGUGUUGCAAGAGAGGCAGCACAUCUGCCCAGCCGCCCUUACUAUCUCAAGCUAGUUUUAGAACACACUUUGAUUACCAGUCAAGUCCAUGACUAUGACUACCCCGGCAGCGGGACGACUGAAGAUCCAUACCUGGUGGACUGGCUUCCCGACGACCCUAAGAAUGGCUUCAAUUUGCCUCUAGCUAUAAAGUGGACCAUUGUCUUGAUCUGUGCCUUCAGCACGCUAGUCUGCUCUUUCUCUUCGACAGUCUUCGCAGGCGCGAUCAUUCAGAUCGAGGACUUCUUCCAUGUAAAAGAGGAGAUUGCCAUCCUCAGUAUUUGUCUCUAUGUACUGGGCUUCGCCCUUGGCCCCGUUCUUUGGGGCCCGCUCCCUGAGCUUUACGUUCGCCAAUCCAUCUACCUUGUUACCAUGGGCGCCUCGGUCUUGUUUGAGGGCGCGGCGACUGCCAGCAACUCGGCUGCCAUCUCCAACUCGCCUGGUGUGGUCGCCGACAUCUUCGCACCGGCGGAGCGUGGACUCGCCGUCAUGGUUUACUCCAUGUUCCCUUUCCUUGGCCCAACCCUGGGCCCCAUCUGCGGCAACUUCCUUGCUGCUGCUGCUGGGUGGCAAUGGGUUAAUGUUCUAUGCACUGUCUUCUUCGCCUUGAUGUUUGUUCUUGGUCUGAUCUUUAUGCCUAAGACUUACGCGCCCUAUAUCCUACGACGUCGCGCCACGAUAAUGAGCAAGGAGACUGGUAGAAUCUAUGUCAGCAAACUCGACGUCGGCCUCCCACCCAAGACUCUCACUGCCACUUUGAGCACGGCCAUCACGAGGCUUAUCAUCAUGGCGAUAUGGGAACCAAUAUCGACUGCCAUGGCUGUGUAUGCUGCCAUCAUCUAUGGAAUUCUCUACCUCAUUGUCGCCGCCUUCCCUAUUAUUUUCAUCAAUGAACGCCACUGGAGUCAAGGUGUAUCCGGCUUGUCCUAUGUUGGCAUCAUACUCGGUCAGAUCCUUGCUGUGCCCUUCUAUAUCGUUAUUGAGGUUAAAUACCGCAAAAAGAUCGCCCGCCCUGGUGUUGUGCCGACCCCUGAGAUGCGUCUCGAGCCAUCCCUCUAUGGUGCUGUGAUGCUCCCUGUCAGCCUGUUUUGGUUCGCGUGGACAUCAUUCACUAGCAUUCACUGGGCUGUCGGCCUCGUUGGCACUUUUUUCUUUGGGUUAGGCAAUGUUCUUGUCUUCAUCUCCAUGACAAAAUAUCUUAUUGAUACGUAUAGCCUGUUUGCUGCCACAGCAGCGGCUACCAACGCCAUGGCUCGCGCCCUCUUUGGCUUUGCAUUCCCCCUUUUCACCACGUACAUGUACAAUAAUUGGGGCUCACAGUGGGCCUUAUCAAUCCCUGCUUUCCUGUCUUUGGCAUUCAUGCCUCGGCCCUUUAUCUUCCUUCGGGUUGGCUCGAAGCUACGCGCCAAUUCCAAGUUUGCCAACGAGGCCAAGAAACAACUGACACAGCUGCAGGAAGUACGCCAGAAUGUGGAGAAACGAUUUGAAGAGAAACACGCCGGUGAUAAUACAAUUUCCUCUGCCACAGAGGCAGCUGUCGAGCCUGAGAGGGUCGCUGGUACGAUUUCUACAAAAUCAGAAAUUACCGCCUUUGACCGUUCAGACUCCGGCUCAAAUUGA
Penicillium odoratum is the source of this 1683-nucleotide messenger RNA. Its product is annotated as MFS transporter. The record is from RefSeq and is a predicted model, not a curated record. The coding region runs from base 1 to 1683 and encodes 560 amino acids. NCBI's taxonomy places the organism in Eukaryota, Fungi, Ascomycota, Eurotiomycetes, Eurotiales, Aspergillaceae. Gene Ontology annotation, biological process: transmembrane transport. The transcript is spliced from 3 exons. Gene Ontology annotation, molecular function: transmembrane transporter activity.